Molecule: messenger RNA, 1011 nt
Organism: Yarrowia lipolytica CLIB122
Lineage: Eukaryota; Fungi; Ascomycota; Dipodascomycetes; Dipodascales
Biological process (GO): D-amino acid catabolic process
Cellular component (GO): cytoplasm
Molecular function (GO): D-amino-acid oxidase activity; FAD binding
Source: RefSeq, a predicted model, not a curated record
AUGGUCCAAAAAGACGAAAAAAUCGCCAUUCUCGGCGCCGGUAUCACCGGACUCUACAUUGCCUACAUUCUUACCGAAAAAGGCUACUCCAACAUCCACAUGACCGCCCAGUAUCUUCCCGGAGACACGUCUAUCGACUACACGUCUCCCUGGGCCGGUGGCAAUUUCUGCGCCAUUUCUGGCUCCGAUCCCGCCACCCUGGUGUACGACAAAGAGACCUAUCUCGGCCUGGCUCCCAUUUUCGACACCUGGGGUGCCGCCAAGGGGUUUGAGCGGCUCCCUAUCACCGAAUUCUGGGACUUUGAGCCCCCCAAACAGAAAAUUGAGUCUCUCAAAACCUACCUCAAGGACUUUCAAAUUCUCCCCUCUUCCGAGCUUCCCGAGGGCGCCAAGUUUGGCGUGCGGUACCUCACCUACAACUUCAACUGUCCGGUUGUUCUGGUAAGUUUCAAAAAGUACCUCGAGUCCAAGGGCGUCACGUUUGAGCGAAAGACCGUGCAGAACCUCAGCGACGCGUUCGGAGACGCCAAGGUGCUGUUCAAUGCAACUGGUCUGGGAGCUCGAACACUGGGCGAGGUCGAAGACAAACGGUGCUUCCCUACGCGGGGUCAGGUGGUUGUGGUGCGGGUCCCUUCUGUGAAGGAGAACCGGGUGCGGUGGGGCACGGACUACGCGACCUACAUUAUUCCCCGGCCCGGCUCUGGAGGUCACGUGGUGUGUGGAGGAUUCCUGCAGAAGGAUCGGUACACUGCGUCCACGUUUGGCGAGGAGGCCGAGGAUAUUAUUCGACGAACCACACAGCUUAUGCCCGAGCUCAAGGGCGCGGAGAUUGUGCGGGACGCUGCUGGUCUGCGCCCUUCUCGAGAGGGUGGAGUUCGGAUUGAGCGGCAGGUGGAUCUGCAGGGUCGGACCAUUAUCCACGACUAUGGUGCUGGAGGAGCUGGUUACCAGAGUGGCUAUGGUAUGGCCAAGCAUGCCAUUAGUUUGAUGGAGUGGGACAGUAAGUUGUAA